Messenger RNA from Hemibagrus wyckioides, 2106 nucleotides. RefSeq names its product C5a anaphylatoxin chemotactic receptor 1-like. Gene Ontology annotation, biological process: immune response; G protein-coupled receptor signaling pathway. Gene Ontology annotation, molecular function: G protein-coupled receptor activity. Gene Ontology annotation, cellular component: membrane. Bases 508 to 1539 code for a protein of 343 amino acids. The transcript has a single exon. NCBI's taxonomy places the organism in Eukaryota, Metazoa, Chordata, Actinopteri, Siluriformes, Bagridae. The record is from RefSeq and is a predicted model, not a curated record.
UUCUGGAAGAAGAAAUUCCCAUAAACACACUCCUAAACCUUGUGGACAGCCUUCACAGAAGAGUUGAAGCUGUUAUAGCUGCAAAGGGUGGACCGACGUCAUAUUGAACCCUAUGGAUUAGGAAUGGGAUGUCACUUAAGUUCAUAUGCGAGUCAAGGCAGGUGAGCGAAUACUUUUGGCAAUAUAGUGUAUAAUCCACCAUGAUGAAGUAACGUAAAAUACAUUGCUGGACUUCCACCAUAACUUCCUUGCAUGUAUCUUUUGACACCACAAGUUUUUUUUUUAAAUCUACAUAAGGAACCACAGACUUCUUCACUUCUGCUUCUUUAAUUAUAUAGAGCCUACAGCCUGUUACACCAAAGCUCUAACCAUGGAGCAGCUCAUCUCCUCCAACAGCUCGCUCCCAGCUCCUGUCUCAACUGAAUACCGGAUUGCCAGUAGUGUGAUGGGAGUUUGCUUCAUACUGGGAGUCCCUGGUAAUAUUGCAGUAAUGGUGCGUCUUGCUGGAUGGCUGAAGACAGACAGCUUCACCCCGAGACUGAUGCUAAGCCUGGCUGUAUCAGAUCUACUCACUCUGAUUUCUACAUAAGGAACCACAGACUUCUUCACUUCUGCUUCUUUUAUUAUAUUGAGCCUACAGCCUGUUACACCAAAGCUCUAACCAUGGAGCAGCUCAACUCCUCCAACAGCUCGCUCCCUGCUCCUGUCUCAACUGAAUACCGGAUUGCCAGUAGUGUGAUGGGAGUUUGCUUCAUACUGGGAGUCCCUGGUAAUAUUGCUGUGAUGGUGCGUCUUGCUGGAUGGCUGAAGACAGACAGCUUCACCCCGAGACUGAUGCUAAGCCUGGCUGUAUCAGAUCUACUCACUCUGAUUUCUCUGCCGGUUUGGAUAUUGGAUUAUCUGCAUGGCUGGGCCUUUGACUUGACCCUGUGUAAGCUUCUUGCCUAUAUGGUGUACUUAAGCUUCUACUGCAGUGUACUGUGUGUGAUAUUGAUGAGCAUUCAGCGAUACAUGCAAGUGCUGCAUCCUGAGAAAUGGAACAAGCUUGGCAGAAAAGGAAAGAAGAUCCUUUUGAUUGGGAUGUGGAUUUUAAGUGCAGUUUUUUCAUGCUAUGCUCUUGUACAUCAACAUCUAUGCCCGGACCAUCACUGUACUCGCUAUUCUAACGAUGAUCAAGGUUUGGCUCCUUCAAUCUGGGAGCUUGUAAUGUUUGUCGUUGCAUUCACCAUAGUAGCUUACUGCUACUUUCACCUUUACCGGAAGCUUAAUAACUCAGCUUUCUUUAGCAGUAACUCAUUUAUAAAGAUUGUGACCAGAAUUGUGAUUUGCUUCUUCACAUUUUGGAUCCCGUUUCAAAUCUGCAACAUUGUGAUCAUCAUUGCUGCAUUGCGUUUGGAUUUCAGACUGUUAAACUCUGCAAAAUAUGCACACACUAUCUCUUUAGGUCUGAUUUUUAUUAACAGUUGUGUGAAUCCGUUCCUGUAUGCUUUCUCUGCUCUGGCUCUACAACAGCAAAGAGCUGGACCAGAUGACACUUAGUUCCUUGAAGACAGAGGUCUGAGUGAUUUGAUGUACUUUUCUGAUAGCCUAUCAGACAUUGCAUUUUAAGGCAAACUUCAUAAAGUUAUAGAAAUAAUUUUGCUUAUUCUUGCAGUCUGUUUUUAUUUUAUUUUUACACCUUCUAAUAUUUUUGGCAGAUUUAUUUAAUCAAUAAUAAUUUAAUCAAUUUAUAGUGAGGCUGUUGUUUUAUUAUUAUUAUUAUUAUUAACUUUUAAUCUACCUAAUAUGUUUUUUCAAUGAUAAAGCAUAAUGACAAAGGAGUAUAUCUUUCUAAAAAGUGAAAAAUGUUAAUCAGUCAAAAAAUCUGUUAAUCAGUAUUAGUAACAUUUAUUAAAAGUACAGUUUUUUGUUUGACUCUUUGUGAGUGUGCUUUACGCUGCAGACUAUGUAUAGUUUCGGUGGAAACUGAAAGGGGUUUUAUGACCUUAAGUGCUAUAAACCACAAUAAAGAUUCCUGAUUUUUUUUGUAAGACAACAUGAGUGCAACUUGCAGCCUAACUGUUAUAACUUCUUGUAUAUUGCUUCAGCAAAUAAAUCAAAUGGCCA